Messenger RNA from Zonotrichia leucophrys gambelii, 1617 nucleotides. RefSeq names its product mucin-4-like. The coding region runs from base 1 to 1617 and encodes 538 amino acids. Lineage: Eukaryota; Metazoa; Chordata; Aves; Passeriformes; Passerellidae. The record is from RefSeq and is a predicted model, not a curated record. The transcript has a single exon.
AUGAUGGGAGGUGGUGGAGGUGUGCGAGAUGCCACCAUGAUGGGAGGUGGCACCAUGAUGGGAGAUAUCAAAGCCAUGGGAGAUGCCACCAUGAUGGGAGGUGUCACAGCCAUGGGAGGUGUCAAAGCCUUGGGAGAUGUCACUGUCAUGGGAGGUAGUGAAGGUGUGGGAGAUGCCACCACCAUGAUGGGAGGUGUCAAAGCCUUGGGAGAUACCACCAUCAUUGGAGGUGGCACCAUGAUGGGAGAUAUCAAAGCCAUGGGAGAUGCCACCAUGAUGGGAGGUGUCAAAGCCUUGGGAGAUACCACCAUCGUUGGAGGUGGCACCAUGAUGGGAGAUAUCAAAGCCAUGGGAGAUGCCACCACCAUGAUGGGAGGUGUCAAAGCCAUGGGAGAUGCCACCAUGAUGGGAGGUGGCACCAUGAUGGGAGGUGGUGAAGGUGUGCGAGAUGCCACCAUGAUGGGAGGUGGGAAAGCCAUGGGAGAUAUCAAAACCAUGGGAGGUGCCACCAUGAUGGGAGGUGUCACAGCCAUGGGAGAUGUCAAAGCCAUGGGAGAUGCCACCAUGAUGGGAGGUGUCACUGUCACGGGAGAUGCCACCACCAUGGGAGAUGUCACUGUCAUGGGAAGUACCAAAGCCCUGGGAGAUGCCACCAUCAAGGGAGGUGUCACCACCAUGGGAGAUGCCACCAUGGGAGAUGCCACCACCGUGGGAGUUGUCCAUGUGGGAGAUGUCACUGUUGGAGAUGUCACCGUUGGAGGUUCCACCACAGGAGGUGCCACCACGUUGGCAGAUGUCACCGUUGGAGAUGUCACUGUUGGAGAUGUCACCGUUGGAGAUGCCACCACCCUGGCAGGUGCCACCAUGGGUGGUCACGCCGUGCCAGGUGCCACCACCAUGGAAAACGUCCUUGUGGCUGAUGUCACCCUGGGAGAUGCCACCACUGGAGAUGCCACCACUGGAGGUGCCACCAUGGGCUGUGACACUUUCAGAGAUGCCACCAUGAGAGGAGCCACCACCAUGGCAAGUGUCACCAUGGUGAGAAUUGUCACCGUGGGAGAUGUCCCAUUUGCAGGUGGCACGGUGGGAGAUGCCACCAUUGGAGAUGUCCCCGUGGGAGAUGCCACCACCGUUGGAGAUGCCACCAUUGCAGGUGCCACCAUUGGAGAUGCCACCACUGCUGGAGAUGUCCCUGUUGGAGGUGCCACCAUGGGAGCUGAAGCCAUGGGAGAUGCCACCACCAUGGGAAAUGUCCCUGUGGGAGAUGCCACCAUCAGAAAGGUCCCUUUGGGAGAUGCCACCAUUGCUGGAGAUGUCCCCAUGGGAGAUGCCACCAUUGGAGAUGCCACCAUUGUUGGAGAUGUCCCUGUGGGAAAUGUCCCUUUGGGAGAUGCCACCACUGCUGGAGAUGUCACUGUUGGAGGUGCCACCAUGGGAGCUGAAGCCAUGGGAGAUGCCACCACUGCUGGAGAUGCCACCACCAUCACAAAUGUCCCUGUGGGUGAUGCCACCAUGGGAGAUGCCACCACCAUUGGAGAUGUCACUGUUGGAGAUGCCACCACCAUGGGCAAUGUCCCUUUGGGAGAUGCCACCACUGCUGGAGGUGUCACUUUCUGA